AUGGGUCGUGAGUGGGAGCUUAGUUUCCGUCUGGGUAUGCGACCUUGGAUUGCUGUUGCAUAUUCAGCUCCUGUUGCAGCUGCGACUGCUGUUUUCUUGAUCUACCCAAUUGGUCAAGGAAGCUUUUCUGAUGGUAUGCCUCUAGGAAUUUCUGGUACUUUCAACUUCAUGAUUGUAUUCCAGGCUGAGCACAACAUCCUUAUGCACCCAUUUCACAUGCUAGGCGUAGCUGGUGUAUUCGGCGGCUCCCUAUUUAGUGCUAUGCAUGGUUCUUUGGUAACCUCUAGUUUGAUCAGGGAAACCACAGAAAAUGAAUCUGCUAAUGAAAUCCUUGGUUAG
Molecule: messenger RNA, 339 nt
Organism: Lactuca sativa (garden lettuce)
Lineage: Eukaryota; Viridiplantae; Streptophyta; Magnoliopsida; Asterales; Asteraceae
Product: photosystem II protein D1
Biological process (GO): photosynthesis, light reaction; photosynthetic electron transport in photosystem II
Cellular component (GO): photosystem II; chloroplast thylakoid membrane
Source: RefSeq, a predicted model, not a curated record